UAUGUCAGGGCACGCAGCCGAUCCCCCUAUCCGCUUCGCUUUCUUCGCCGCCGCCGAUCACUCGCAUUUGUCGUCUCGAUCCCGAGCUCUUCCUUGGCUUCGCCAUCUUCGCGUCCUUGCCGUAUCUCGAUGCUAUCGGCAAUAGAAUCUCUCUUCCUUUCUCCGCGAGCCACCACCUGAGACCGCCUCCUCCCUUCUCCGACAGGUUGAGUUGGUAAAUCACUGAGCUCAUUGUUUUGAGGAGGCUGGCAGCACCACAUUCCUUUUUCACUGCCAAGAGAAGAAGAGGCAAAAAGGUUGUGGUAGGAGGUGGUAAUUCAGAACUGUUGUCUUUGUUCCGUGGUACUUAAGUGGCACAUGGCUCCAAGAAGGAAGAAGGUGGGGAUGAAGAGGAUAGAUGCUGCCAUUGAUGCAUUGCUCCCUUGCGGUUUCACGAAGGAAACCAUUGUUGCUACUGUCAACAAACUUCUGAAAGUUUAUGAUGAUGAUGCUGCAUGGCAUGUUAUUGAAGAAGAUACUUAUAAGCUUGUCCUUGAAACCAUAUUGGAUGAUCAAGAACAAGAUGCUAGGAAGGCGGAAAAAGCAAAAGAAGGCACCAGAACUUUAGACACUUCUAGCAAACAAAUUGUGAAGACUGAGCAAUCUGUAGAUUGGAAAGACAUCUCAUGCACAGACAUGAACCAUAAUUUGGUGACCUACCACGUCGGUCUAGGUCAGUCAACUACUGCGGCAGUUCAGCUAAGUCAACCAAAUCAAAUUGCAGAACCACAACAGAAAAGGCGCCCCUGUUAUGGGUGGAUAAGUGAAAGUGAGGAUGAAGAUGAACAACGUGAGGAGCAAGAUAUUAAAGUUCAACCCUUCCGGCGUGUUAGGAAGAGGCCCAGUGGAUGGGACUUGAAACCAUCUGAUAUGUGACGCACAAUUGCAAAGGUUACUUGUAGUACGAGGGUGGUGGAACCACUCGGGGCAAAUGAUUAGUUUGACGAGUGUCAACUUGCUCAGUUAUAUCGCACUUUUGCUCAACACUUUUGCAAAAUGUUGCAUCUUGAGUCUUGUCUCUAAUCCAGAGUGGUGCGGCAAGCUUUCUUCGGAGGUUAGUACUAGUUUUGUUGGUGGUUGUAUAGUUAACUUUCCUGCUCUUCAUGGCGCUUUGCUCCAGCAAGUAUUCUACACAAUGAAGGCUGGCAUUGUUGAGAGUUGCGGUGUCUAACUCCUUAGCUUACUUGAGGUUGCACACGGUAGAAUUUACUCAAUCAUUUAUCGAUGAGUGAUCAUUGUACGGGAUGUUUACACGGGUUGAUGAUAUAUGAUCAUUUUGUUUAUAGUUAUUUUAGGUUUAAACAUUUCUGUUGGUUCUUGUGUCUAUUGUAAAUUUUCAUAUUCGAAGAA
This is a messenger RNA of Zingiber officinale, 1389 nucleotides long. RefSeq lists its product as uncharacterized. The record is from RefSeq and is a predicted model, not a curated record. NCBI's taxonomy places the organism in Eukaryota, Viridiplantae, Streptophyta, Magnoliopsida, Zingiberales, Zingiberaceae. The coding region runs from base 358 to 915 and encodes 185 amino acids. The transcript is spliced from 7 exons.